AUGCCCUCCACUCAUCCUCACUUUCACUCUCAAAUCGCUGCUGCCCUGCGCGCCCACGCACAGGACUUCGGGCAGUGCGACAGCAAGCGCUGCACGGGGCGCAAGCUGCUGCGCCUGAGGCUCAUUCGGGAGAUGCGUGUGCAGCAGCGCUUUGGGGGCAUCUGCCUCAGUCCAACAGGCCAGAGGGCGGUGUCGAGGGCAGACGCGCCGCUGCUGGCAGCCAAGGGGCUGGCCGUGGUGGACUGCUCGUGGGCUCGCCUUGGAGAUGUGCCCUUCGCUGCCCUCAAGUCGGGUGCUCCCAGGCUGUUGCCGUGGCUGGUGGCGGCCAAUCCAGUCAACUACGGCAAGCCCUGCCAGCUGUCAUGCGUUGAGGCCAUGGCUGCUGCUCUCUACAUCUGUGGCGACAAGCAAACAGCCUCGGAGCUGCUCAGUCGCUUCAAGUGGGGCCACGCCUUCCUCUCCCUCAACAGUGAGCUGCUGGAGGCGUAUGCGGCGUGUGCGGAUGGAGCGGAGGUGAUAGCGGCGCAGCACAGGUGGAUGGAGAGGGAGGCGGAGCUUGCACAGGCCAGACAUGCCGGCACAGAUGUGCCUUCCCCAGGCAGCAGCGGAAGCGACUCAGAAGGUUCUGAUUCCGAUGAAGAUGCUGCACCUCUGUUCCGCAACCCAAAUCAUGGUGCUGGGUGGGGGAGAGGGGGGAGAGGAGAGGAGGAUGAGGAAGAUGAGGAGGAAGAUGAGGAGGAGGAUGAGGAGGAUGAGGAGGAGGGUGAGGAGGAUGAGGAUGAGGGUGAGGAGGAGGAGGAUGAGGAUGAGGGUGAGGAGGAGGAAGGUGAGGAGGAUAGAGAUUGGAGGAAGGAGGGGAAGGAUAAGGGUGGUAAGGUUGAAGGGAAAGGUGAGGGACCGGGGGAGAGCACCAGACGGGGGCAGUGGGAGAGGGGGAGGGUCAGAGGAGGCAGGCGAAGAUGA
Messenger RNA from Closterium sp. NIES-65, 963 nucleotides. NCBI's taxonomy places the organism in Eukaryota, Viridiplantae, Streptophyta, Zygnematophyceae, Desmidiales, Closteriaceae. The record is from the annotation of a GenBank genome assembly.